AUGAUAAGGUCGGCCUUAAGCGGUACCCAGAACACGCGACUGCACGAAUGCUCGAAAAAAUACGGUUCAAUUUGUCGCAUUGGUCCCAAGACUCUGCUAGUGUCGGAUGCAAACUUCCUGUGGAAAGUCAACAGUGUCCGCGGCGAAUACAUUCGCUCGAUCGCCUACACGGCCUUCAGGCUCGAGCGUGGUAAAAAUAAUAUCCUCAGCACGCGCGACGAGAAGCGGCAUCAGGAUCUGAGGGCACAGAUGGCCGCGGGUUAUUCCGGGAAAGAGAACCUGCAUUUGGAAUCCUCAAUCGACCAUCACGUCAGAAAGCUGCUGGGGUUGAUUGAGCGCAAGUAUCUCUCCUCGACAUCGGAAGGCUACCGCCCCAUUGAUUUCGCGCGGACCUCGAGCUACUUCACGUUCGAUGUGAUCACUGAUAUCGCCUUUGGGUGCCCCGCCUCAUACCUGGAUGCUGAUGAGGACAAGUACGAUUUCAUCUCCAACGUCGCUUCUAUGUUCCCAGUGAUGUGCGUGACCGCAGUGAUCCCCUCGUUGGUCCAGCUCACCGAGGUAGGGUGGAUCAACAAGCUUCUGGCACCGUCCAAGAGUGACCGAAUGGGUAUUGGGAGGAUCAUGGGAAUCGCCCGUGCGACAGUGGAGGAACGGUUCACCCCUGGCCACCCUGACCGCGGAGAUAUGUUAGCCGCUUUCAUACGCCACGGUUUGAACAAGGAUCAGGCCGAGUGCGAGGUUAUGCUUCAAAUUCUGGCUGGCGCGGACACUACGGCCACUGCUCUCCGGGCUAUUCUCCUGUUUAUCAUCUCCAAGCCAUCAGUAGUUCGCAAAAUAUUGGCUGAGUUUGAGGCGCACGGAGUUGGCUGCCCGAGCAAGGUAUCAGGCAUGGAGACCGAAAUCGUGUCGGUCCAGCAGAUCCAACAGCUUUCGUAUCUGGACGCGUGCAUCAAGGAGGGUCUCCGAUUGCGCCCUCCAGCGACAGGUUAUCUCCAGAAAGAAGUGCCACCGGGUGGGGAGACGCUUUCCGAUGGGCGGUUGAUUCCAGGCGGUACGGGCAUUGCGUACUGUGCCUGGGGGGUGAUGCGAUCCCCCGAGGCUUUUGGGCAAAACGCGGAGAUCUUUCACCCGGAGCGGUGGUUAGAUUCCAGCCCCGAACAGCUGCGACUGAUGAAGCGCCACUGGGAGUUGGGCUUUUCGACCGGCAAGUGGCGCUGUCUUGGUAAGGAUGUCGCACUGUUGGAGCUGCAGAAGGUGCUUGUGGAGUUGCUCCGCCGAUAUGACAUUGCUGCGGUGGACCCAACGCAGCCGAUGAAGAGUCGGAAUUACAGUCUGUUUCUAGACACAGAUUUUAGACUGGUGAUCACUAGAAAGAGUUAA
Molecule: messenger RNA, 1380 nt
Organism: Penicillium concentricum
Lineage: Eukaryota; Fungi; Ascomycota; Eurotiomycetes; Eurotiales; Aspergillaceae
Product: cytochrome P450
Exons: 5
Coding region: 1-1380 (459 amino acids)
Molecular function (GO): monooxygenase activity; oxidoreductase activity, acting on paired donors, with incorporation or reduction of molecular oxygen; iron ion binding
Source: RefSeq, a predicted model, not a curated record